CUCAGUACAAUAGCGUCGCGUCUUUUGUGUAAUUAAGAAUUUUGUGGAAACUAAGCGAAAUAAGUUGUGUUUAAUUGUAGUAGCUUAUGUAACGACCGUCAGAAACAUUAACGGGUUCAAAGAUGUCGAAGGCCCAGCAGAUUGAUGACACUAUGGAACUGGACGACAUCCUCAGCCAACCAGUGAAGGAUAAGGAGCGAAUGGCCGCCUUUCUGAUGCGCAAGUUGGCAGAGAACAAGCCGUCGCAAAAUAACAACCUAUUUGGAAAUUUCAAAGUCGACUUUGAACUAGACUUUGAGGUGCCGCUGACCAAGAAGUCCAAACCAAAAGCGCCAGAAGUACAGCCUUUACGCGAGUUGACCAGUCCGUCCAGUUCCGCCUCCGGACAAGCCAAUAAGCCCCCUGUGGACCAGGCCCCCAAUGAGAAUCAGCCACCGGUAGGAUCGCCCCCUUUGUCGCCAAACCAUCGGCGUUCCCUGCGGCGGAGUGGAAAUGUUCCGGGCUCCGACAAACUACGCCGACAUGCCAUUCGCCGGCGAUCCCGAAGCUGUGGGCGCCAAUUGCUCCCGGAAUUUGAAGAUGCUAUUAACGUAACCCGCAGCUUCUCCAGUCCCGUAAACUUUAUGCCGGAAAUAAGCAGCACACCCUGCACAGAGAAACCAAAUGAAAAAGCAGCAGAGUCGGUUAAAAGGAAUGCUGGGGAACCAGCAGAGAAACAGGCGGAGAUACCAUCAGAGAAUCCAGCAGAGAAAACCGUACCGAAACCAACAGAGGAAGCGUCCAUGCCUGAGGUGGAGUCCACUUCCAGGACUUCUCAUCUUGCCGCUGAAAUUGCUGAAAUAUGCAAAGAAAAGCAGUCUUCCUUUCACAGGAAUGUCUUGCAGCUCGACUACACUGGACGGGGACCUUCACGUCCGCAAACACCGCCCUCACCAUCUGUAGCUUUACGACGUACCUACACCAUGCAAAAGGGUCCAUCGCCGGGUCAGCUGCUGCUGUCGCCUUCGCUUCGCAGUUACACACCAGUCAAACUACCAGUGAUUAAGGGUAAUCAAAUCAACCAACAGAUUGUGGUGCCUGACACGCCGCAACGACCCAGUUACGAGCCAGCCUGGCAAUCACAGCCACAGCCGGAUUUUGUCGUGCCGGAAACACAGCCACAGGGUCUGGAAGAGCUGGUGCAGACAUUGUCGCGAAACGCCAGCGGUCCAAUUGUUGUGAUAAACACAACCAAUCCGAAUCUGAGUGCAAGGAAGAAUUCCUUCCAGGUUGAAUCUGUUCCAGCAUCGCCAGUUGCCCAGGCAUCGCCAGUUGCCCAGGCAUCGCCAGUUGCUCCAGCACCGUCAGUUGCCCCAGCAUCGCCAGUUGCCCCGACAUCUUCAAUAAGGGUUGCAUCUUUUGCAAAUCGUUCCACAGUUGCUUCUCCUAAGCCUAACGCAUUAACGCCACGCGUCGUAGAAAAUGUAGACGCCAUAAUGACAGACGACGAAAGCGACGAGCAGCCCAGCACGGUGGCUCUGAAUCUAGCUCCGCCCGGCGGCAACACAACACGCCAGCGUCGCUUGCGCAGCAAAAAUCGAAAUCGUGUUAAUGCCGAGCUACAGGAAAGUUCCAUGCGCCUUCUCAACCUCCACCGGUCGGUCAGUGCCAAUGCCAAGAAGUCGAAGUCCCGAAUGACAAAGGUACCGCUUAAUAAGGCACCCAGUGCCCCCAUCAAUGGCGAGCAGUUCGCCACCGAGCUGACCCGCAUGAGCAACUACGAGAUAUUGGAUCUGCGCAAGCGCAACUCGUUGAACGAGGUAUUUCCUUUGGAUGGACACCGGAAGCGCUGCUCGGAGGAGAAACUUAUCCUAGAAAAAAAAAUCCAGCGGGAGUUGGAGCGAAGAAAUCUUAUGGACGAGGCCGACGGUUUACCUGGUAAACCACCCUCUGAUGAUUCCGACAGUUUAUCUGGUAAACCAUCCUCCGAUGAUUCCGACUACUUGCCGACUUCGCGGAAGACACGCAGUAGAGGUAAAAGCAAAGAAAGGCCAAAUGGUCGAUCACGCUCUAUGCGACGGGGGCUUCCCAUGACAACAGAGCUAAAAAACUAUUUAGGUCUCUCGAAUACAAUGGAGAUUCGGCGAAAACUAUCAAGAGAAGGUAAACGCAGCCUCUACACAAAGGGGGAUUCCAAUGUCGAGGAUUACGAUUCGUCAUCCCCCGUAAAGCUGCCGAGACUAAGCAGAAGUAUUCAAAUUGUUCCGCCACCUCCCGUUUCCUUGCGCUAUUCUCAAUCGCUGCGAACUCUGCGUCGCAGCAGAAAAUUCGAUUUUGAUGAUGUCGUGAUGUCGGCGCCUCCAGAUUUCCACGAUGAACCGAAUAGUGAUACUAUCGAGAUAGCUCCCCCACCGCCGGAGUAUGUUGCAAAUACACGGGUCAGAAGUACAAAUGGACGAAAGAGCAAUAAAGAGGACCUUGUUCCACCUCCACAAGAGUUCAAAAGACACGAGGUACAAAGUGAAGAAGAUGAGCAAAUAACAAGGUCGCAUAACAGAACCAAACCAUCUUUACAAUCCAAUUCGACUAGAAGAAAAACUAGGGACAACGAAGUGGUUCCACCUCCACAAGAGUUCGAAAGACACGAGGUACAAAGUGAAGAUGAUGAGCAAAUAACAAGGUCGCAUAACAGAACCAAACCAUCUUUAAAAACCAAUUCGACUAGAAGAAAGACUAGGGACAACGAAGUGGUUCCACCUCCACAAGAGUUCGAAAGACACGAGGUACAAAGUGAAGAAGAUGAGCAAAUAACAAUGUCGCAUAACAGAACCAAACCAUCUUUAAAAUCAAAUUCGACUGGAAGAAAGACUAGGGAUAACGAAGUGGUUCCACCUCCAGUCGAAUAUAUUGAACCACCAGAGUACAACGAAAAUGAGGAACGAAUUUUCAAUGAAAAGAAACAAAGGAGCUCUCAGUGUAGGGGCAACGAAUCUGAGCAGUCAAAUCUACCAGGACAACAGACGAAAGAAGAUACGCCACCGCUUGAGUAUACUGAACCACUAGAGAACAAUGAAGACGAUAGUCCCAUUAAGCAAACAAAGUCGCAAUUUAAGGGCAAGAAAUCUAAGCGCUCCAAGCCAAAGGAAAAAGUAGUGCCACCACCAUUGGAGUAUAAUGAAACCUCUGAUCGAUUAUCUAGCUCCAAGAAUCCUUCAAAUGGUCACAGAUGUACGGCAGCCGACGAAGAGAUUACUGCCACUCUCAGUAAUUACUCUAAAUCGGAGCACAUGGAGUCUCUCCGUGUAAACACUCCCACGCCCCCGCUCAUCGCGAAGGAACGUGAUAUGCCUAGCACGAAUCGAUCUGCAAUGGAGGCUUCCUUGGCGGAUGUAGUGCCGAGCGCGAAUCAAUCUGCAAUGGAAGCUUCUUCGGCGGAUGUAGUGCCGAACGCGAAUCAAUCUGCAAUGGAGGCUUCUUUGGCGGACGAAGUGCCGAGCACAAGUCGAGCGGCUAUGGAAGCUCUGCAGCGCAGCCAACAAGAGUCAAAGUCGCAGCCCAAAAACUUAUCAAACGGUGAUUUGGUGUUUAAGAAACCAACGGCACCGGCACCACGUGCAAAAAAAGCAAAGAAGACAGAAGUAGACAAGUUAAGGCUUCGCACGAUUCCGGUGGUAAUGGAUGAAGGCGACCACAAUACCUCCGGCAUUCGGCGUUCAAAACGAGGCCAAGUGCCAAUCCAGAUGACUUUUUGCCACACCAUGGAUCCUCGUUCAUUUAGUUUUAUGAGUGACUUUGUGAACCCUUUUGGUCAUAUAUCCAAAAUAAAAAAGGGAAGUGCGAAGAAAACCACAAAGUCAAAGCCAACUGUGCGGCAGGACUCAAUGGUGAACCAAGAACCAACUGUUAGCCUGGAACCAUCGCUGAAUCGGGGACCAUUAUGCAGCAGUACGCCACGAAACCCCGAAACAGGACCGGAGGCAAUGCCGACUUCCGAAUCACUGGGAAUAAGCCCACUGACUUGGGAAGAUACGCCGGUGCAAGCAGUGGUUGAAAAGGUGCAUAAGAAAAGAGGGCGGAAAAAGAAGCAAGUGGAAGUCGUACAAACUGAAACAGAGUCCGAGCGUGAGCCCGAGCCAGAGCCAGAGCCGGAGCCAGAGCCAAUUGCAUCAAUGAUAUCUCCUAUCAGAAAUGAACAGGAGAUGCCCAUCGUAUCUUCUGUAACUCCCGCCAGAGACGAACAGGAGGAAGCCUCAAUUCAACUGAUGCACUGGUUGCGGGGCGUCGCCGAUGCUCAACCCGCUGGCAGCAUGCCAGAAGAGAACGCAAGUGUCUCUACUGCGAAUGACUUAAUUUUCACCAAAGUGGAUAACAUCGACUACGCUUUCUAUAAUACGAAGGAUAAAGCAUCGCUGGGGUAUAUGCGAUUCCAGCCCCACCAAACUCGCAACAAGAAACGUGCCAAAGUUCACCCUUUGAAAUUCGUUGUGCAAUUUGGUGAGUUUGCUGUGCAGACCUUGGUCCCGGGCGAAGAGGAGGAAACGGAAGCUGUGCUACGUGUUGGCGACAUGAUUGAAAUAGAUAAGGGCACCAAAUAUAGUAUUCAAAACGCUAUAGACAGCGUUAGUGUCCUCAUGGUUAUACGGAGUUAAUAAUUUCUUCGUAAUGGUAAAUCCCAGUAGGGGAGUUAAAUUAUAUUAUUUACGUUUUCAUUAGAGAAAAGAAAAAUAUAAAAGUGUUGUUUUGUUAAAAAAUAUAAAUUGUUUUCUUGCUAUUUUUGGCCAAAACUAACCUUAAGGGAAUUUUUAUUCUGUUCCAGUUUAUAAAGAGCUAAGUUAAGCUAAGAGCUUUGUGAAACAAAUAGAAUAUAUUUUUAUUAUUUUUGUAUAG
Messenger RNA from Drosophila rhopaloa, 4866 nucleotides. RefSeq lists its product as uncharacterized. The record is from RefSeq and is a predicted model, not a curated record. NCBI's taxonomy places the organism in Eukaryota, Metazoa, Arthropoda, Insecta, Diptera, Drosophilidae.